UUAAAAGUUAGACAUCUUAAAAUAAGUUAAAAUUCCUCGUUCAAUAAGCACAAUAAAUUAAAAGGGGGUUAUGAAGAAAUUGAAUAAUUAAUCAAUGUAAACCAUUGUUGAUAAAUUACCUCCAAUUCAUCCAGAGCCUUUAUAGCGUAUACAGACUGAGUUAUAAGGUGAAUAGUAAUGUGUGAAAUACGUAAUUGCCAAGUUUGAUUAAUUAUGAAAUAUUAUAGAACAUUAGCAGGUUAAACGAAUAGAAAGAAAUUGAAGAUUAAUUAAGACAGUUUGAUUGUUAAGAAAUAUUUAUGUAAUUAGAUUGAUUGGCAUUUAUUUGGAGUAUUUGAUGGUCAUGGAUAGAACGGACAUAUAAUAUCAUAAUUAAUAUCAAGAUUGAUGCCUAAAGUUUUAGAAUAUAAAUUAAUUGAAAAUAGGACCAGCAAUACUAAUGAUAUAAAAUAAAUUUUAAUUAAUACAUUUUAACAUAUCGAAAAUGAUUUAGUAAAAGUGUAAUUUAAUUUAGGUAGAUAAUUCUAAUAUUGCUUGUAAUUUUAGUGGAUCAACAGCAAUUGUAACAUUAUUGAUGGGGUCGAAAAUAUAUUGUGCUAAUGUAGGUGAUUCUAGAGCAGUAUUCUUUUAUAGAUUAGGUGAUACAUGGUUUAAUAGAGCUUUAUCAUUUGAUCAUAAACCUAAUAAAUAAAUAGAACUUAAGAGAAUUAUAGGUUAAGGAGGUAGGGUAGAAUAAAGUUUUUUUGAUGGUAAAAGAUAGGGUGCAUAUAGAGUAUGGUUACCUCAUGAUGAAAUACCAGGAUUAGCUAUGUCAAGAUCUAUUGGAGAUUUAGUAGCUAAAUAAGUUGGAGUAAUAGCAGAACCUGAAAUAUUAAGAUUUAAAAUACCUAAUAAUGGGUUUAUUUUGAUUGGUAGUGAUGGUUUAUGGGAUAAAAUGGAUUAUGAAAGUAUUUAAAAAAUACUACAUAUAUACUAUCCUCCAUUAAAUCAAAUAGAUGUUGAAUCUGCAAUUUAAAGAAUACUGGGAGAAACCUAUACAAAAUGGGAUUAGAUGGAUUCUGCUAGAGAUGAUAUUACAAUUAUACUAAUAUAUGUUGAAAUUUGA
Messenger RNA from Paramecium sonneborni, 1105 nucleotides. The record is from the annotation of a GenBank genome assembly. Lineage: Eukaryota; Ciliophora; Oligohymenophorea; Peniculida; Parameciidae.